AUGGUCGAUCGGUCAUUCAUCUCUGCCCUGAUACAGAGCUCGGCGGGAGAAUGGGCCUUGAUAUUGGGUCUGGUCUUCGGAGGAUGCUGCUCCAAUGUAUGGGCAUUGGAAGGUGUACUGAAAAAUCAUCCCAAAUCAGGUACUUUUCUAACAUUCGUUCAAUUCCUCUAUGUUACAAUAACGACCAUCUCAUCGCAAUUGAUAUGGAAACGUGUACCGAAAGUUGGUGUACCCUAUCCUGUGUUGAAGACUAGGAAGGUACCGAUCGGACGAUGGGGUGUUCAGGUUGUUUUGUUUCUGGCGGUUAGUCUGAUGAAUAAUUAUGCUUUCGGACUAAAAAUACCUGUUACGGUACAUAUCAUAUUCCGAAGUGGUGGUUUAUGCGUAUCGAUGUUGGUUGGAAGUAUAUUUGGGAAAAGACGGUAUUCAUUCGGUCAGAUACUAGCUGCUCUUCUUAUCACUUCCGGUAUAACCCUCGCAACCAUCUCGGCACCUCGACCACCUCGACCACCACGCAUCCAAGAAUCCCCAUCUUCACCCACGAUAAAUACCUCGCACGCCUCUCAUCAUAGUUGGAUACCAGAUCAUCUGGAAUACUUUGCCGGAGUGGGCCUACUCACUCUCGCGAUGAUCAUCAGUGCGUUCCUGGGAUUAUGGCAGGAACAGACAUACAGGAUUUACGGGAAGGAAUGGAAAGAGGCUUUGUUCUAUGGUCACGCCCUCUCUCUUCCAUUCUUCCUCCCAAUGCAAUCAUCCCUCAAAAGUACAUUCAACUCCUACCUGUCCUCCCCUCCUAUCAACUUAUCUUCCCUCUCAUUACCUAUCCCCAUCACUUCAUCUUUCCCUAUCCCAUUUCCUUCAUACAAUCCUCUGAAAUCGAUAUUAGGCGGAUACGCAGACCUUUUAAUCCCCUCUGCGAUCCUGGGUUUGUUAAUCAACAUUGUCACUCAAGGUAUAUGCGUCAGGGGUGUAAAUAGAUUAACGUCGAAGGUUAAUUCCGUCACUGUUAAUCUGGUAUUGACCGUUAGGAAAGCAAUAAGUUUAGCUAUUAGCGUCUGGUGGUAUAGGUCGGGAUUCAAUGCUGGUCUAGGGGCCGGAGGCAUGAUGGUUCUCUUGGGGACUAUCUUAUACUCUUUCGCACCCGGUCCGAAAGGCUUGUCCGAUCCACCUCAGGAUAAAAAGGAAGCUGAAAGUGUGCUCGAUGAUGGAGGAUCAGGCGAGAAAAGUAGUACAGGUAGUAGCACUUCCAGGAUUAAUGGUAGGGUUGGUGAUCAAGCUGAGGUGAGAGUUAGGAAUAGACAAACUAGAACGAUAGUCGGAUGA
Messenger RNA from Kwoniella botswanensis, 1323 nucleotides. RefSeq lists its product as uncharacterized. Gene Ontology annotation, cellular component: endoplasmic reticulum membrane; Golgi membrane. The transcript has 9 exons. Gene Ontology annotation, biological process: transmembrane transport. The record is from RefSeq and is a predicted model, not a curated record. Lineage: Eukaryota; Fungi; Basidiomycota; Tremellomycetes; Tremellales; Cryptococcaceae. The coding region runs from base 1 to 1323 and encodes 440 amino acids. Gene Ontology annotation, molecular function: UDP-N-acetylglucosamine transmembrane transporter activity.